AUGGAUACAGAAAUGGUAGUUGGGAUGAGUCACGACUGGACAGCCGAUCUCUGGGACUGGCCAUUGCAGCAGGACACGGUCAUUCGAACGGUCAACACCAAAGAACGCUUCGAAGUGGCCUUAGAUGCAAAGGGCUUUCGGCCAAAUGAAAUUGAGAUCAAAUGCCUUGGCCAUGAACUGUGGGUUCAUUGUAAACACGAACAAACGGAGGAUUCGUACGGUUCGAUCCGACGCGAAUUUCACAGGGCGUACCAUUUGCCGGAAGACGUGGAUACAUCGACUUUGAAGUCGCACCUGCGAAGAGACGGCACCUUACUGAUCGAAGCUAAAAAGAUCGCAUAA
Molecule: messenger RNA, 342 nt
Organism: Soboliphyme baturini
Lineage: Eukaryota; Metazoa; Nematoda; Enoplea; Dioctophymatida; Soboliphymatidae
Source: the annotation of a GenBank genome assembly